UGGGAACACCUAGUCUUUCUGGCAACCGCCUGGUCCAACCGGAGGUGAUUCAAAGAAAUCACUCGUUUUCAAAUCAAAAAUAUCAAAUCAAUCACUGAUCUCUCCGUUGACCAAAGAAAUGGUGAUGGAGAAGCCAAGUGCCCAGCUGGUCGGGCGAGAGUUUGUCCGACAGUAUUACACACUCCUCAACCAGGCUCCUGAUUACCUGCACAGGUUUUAUGGAAAGAACUCUUCCUAUGUGCAUGGUGGUCUAGACAGCAAUGGCAAGCCAGUAGAGGCUGUUUAUGGACAAUCUGAGAUCCAUAAGAAGGUGAUGGCUCUGAGUUUCAGGGACUGUCACACAAAAAUUAGACAUGUGGAUGCCCACGCCACCCUGAACGAGGGCGUGGUUGUGCAGGUGAUGGGGGAGCUGUCCAACAACAUGCAGCCCAUGAGGAAAUUCAUGCAGACCUUUGUUCUGGCACCUGAGGGCACCGUUGCAAACAAGUUUUACGUCCACAAUGAUGUGUUCCGUUACCAAGAUGAGGUGUUUGGCGACUCUGACUCUGAGCCUCCUGAAGAGUCUGAGGAUGAAGUGGAGGAGAUUGAAGAGAGGGUUCCCUCUCCUGAUGUGGCCCAAGAGGAGUCUGCCACCUUCUACCAACAGACUCCUUGUCCGGAGCCAGCAGUUCCGGGCGAGGAGGAGGAAGGAACAGUGACUAGUCCUGAGCCAGAGCCUGAGGCAGAGAAGGAGGCUGAAGUGGCUGCAGUGGAGCUGAAGUCUGAGGUGCUGCUGGAGACACAGGCAGAGACGCAGACAACAGAGGAACAGACCGAGAAAAGCCCUGCCCCACCCACAGCAGAACCCACCCCUGUGCCCGCUGAACCCACCCCCACCGCACCAGAGGAAAAUAGGCCAUUCUCAUGGGCGUCAGUCACCAGUAAGAAUCUUCCUCCCAGUGGGGCUGUACCUGUCUCGGGCAUCCCCCCACACGUCAAAGUUGCUCCAGCAGCACCACCAAGAGUGGAGGUGAAGACAGAAUCCCAGUCAACAGCACAGAGACCACAGAGAGACCAGAGGCCCAGGGAACAGAGGCCUGGAGGACCUCCGCCUGUGCACAGGGGACCCAGGCCAGUGCGUGAGGGCGAGCAGGGUGAGUCAGAGGUGCGAAGGGUGGUCAGGUACCCCGACGCCCACCAGUUGUUUGUCGGGAACGUCCCUCACGACGUGGACAAAGCGGAACUCAAGGAGUUCUUUGAACAAUAUGGUACAGUGCUGGAGCUGAGGAUCAACAGUGGAGGAAAGCUACCAAACUUUGGCUUUGUGGUGUUUGACGACUCUGAGCCCGUGCAGAAAAUCCUCAGCAACAGGCCCAUCAAGUUUCGGGGUGAUGUGCGUCUCAAUGUGGAGGAGAAAAAGACACGCUCGGCCCGAGAGGGGGACAGACGGGACAUCCGACCCAGAGGCCCUGGCGGGCCUGGGGGGCCCAGAGAAAGGAUAGGAGGUGGGGGCCCCCGGGGACCCCCUGCUCGGGGCGGCAUGGCACAGAAGCCAAGCUUCGGCUCUGGACGUGGUGCAGGGCCCAGCGAUGGGCGCUACUCGGGCCAGCGCCAGUGAGACCGUGUCGUCUCCGGUGGAUGGGGCCCAAACCUGAGUCAAAUUACUUUUUUUGAAAUGGAUUCCAUUUACUUCUGAGAGGUUUAUUGGUCAUGUCUGGUAUGGCGAGAACCAAUUGGACCAGCACAAUGUACAGAUAACGGAAACCCUGCUUGCCUUCUGUUUUGCAUCUAGAAGGAGCAAAGGCAAGGAGGUCCCUUCCAAAUCAACUAGUCACAAUUUGUUGUGGUUAGAAAUGCUGGGCCCUCGAUUUCUGUCUGUGAUGACAUUGUCUCCUCCUUGUUUUUCUUCCCAGCCUGACAUCUAAAUAGGCCAAAGGAGAAAACGUAGAAGUAAUUUUUUGAUUUCCGUUAGUAAUUGACCCAGGUUUGGUUGAGAGCCUCUGAACACCAUUUCCCGCCAGCUCCUGCUGAGGUCAACAGCCAAUCUUGACAUCUCUGUCCCCCACAAAGAUGGCUAAUCCCCCACCCACAUACCUUUUCUUUCUUCCUCACCCACUGCUUUUUGUUUCCUGUCCCAGGAUUCUAGAAUGUCACUCCUCUUCCUGCUGUCCCCCUCUGCCCUCCUCCAACACACAUGAAUGACCUGGACUUUUUCUUUGUUUUUUCAUUUUGUUUUUUUUUUUCCAUGCUGAACUUGAAUUUGUUAAGCAAAAUCAAAACACGCAAACACAAGAAAAAAAAAGGGUAAAAACUACUUGAAUUGGGGAUUUAAAAACCCAGAGGUUAGGCUUUCGCGUUCUCUCUCCCUGUUUCUUAAAGGAACGUGUACUUUACUGCUUGGGCAAUCCUGUGUAUUGCUACCACCGUUGUAUCUAGCGAUGGAUGGGUCUUAUCUUUUUAUUCUAUUCCGUCAGGUAAAGAAGCGAACUAUUCGUUUUUAUUUGAGUUGUAAUGUUUGCUUGUAAUAUGUGGAUUCAAUGACGCGUCUGAAUGGUUUCAUAGAGCAUGUAUCAAAUCCUUUUAGCCUUUUACCGAUGCACUUCAUCUGUCAUCAUGUAAAAAAAAAGCUCACCCACCGUUGAGAGAACUAAAUAAAGUGAUUUACUGUUUUAAGCCUUGCCUCUGUUUUGGUAACUUCAUACUGAUGGUUUGUUGCACAAAAUCAGAACUGACCAUCUGAACACAGAAUUUGUUCACAUAUGGCCUACAACAUACUGACUUGGGGAAAGUGAAAGACAUAAUUGAGGCAAAAUAUAAUACCCUUAAAACAAGAUAAGUAACCCGAUUGUUUGGUUCACAAAACUGCCCCUGCAGAUUGAAACCUUUUGAUAAUGAAUGAAACCUAAUGUAAGGACUUUUUUGUCAAACUCAACAAAAAAAAAAUUCAGGCAAGGGCUAAAUAUUCCAGCCCACCCCAGUGAAAAGCACAAUUUUCCAGUUAUGUAGGUAGUUUGAGAUGCAUUUUUGUGUGAUUAAUAAUUAA
Messenger RNA from Lampris incognitus (smalleye Pacific opah), 3022 nucleotides. It is a transcript of the gene g3bp1, whose product is annotated as GTPase activating protein (SH3 domain) binding protein 1. Gene Ontology annotation, molecular function: mRNA binding. The record is from RefSeq and is a predicted model, not a curated record. NCBI's taxonomy places the organism in Eukaryota, Metazoa, Chordata, Actinopteri, Lampriformes, Lampridae. The coding region runs from base 119 to 1597 and encodes 492 amino acids. Gene Ontology annotation, cellular component: cytosol; ribonucleoprotein complex. The transcript is spliced from 12 exons.